UGGGAGGGUUGGGGGUUUCCGUAAGAAUAUGGGGCCCCAGGACAAAUCAGGCAAGUAAGUAAGUCACCUUCAGCUGAGGAGAAAAGGGCUAGAGAGACUUGGGACUUCAAAGGGCAGGACAGUAAUUCACAUGGAAAUGAAACAUCAAAUGUCUGGUAAAUAAACGUUUGCUGGGCCAUGGUCAGCGAUGGGACACAGAGAGGACGCGGAGCCAGCCGCCUUGCGGGAGCCAGCGGCCUGGCAGUGCCCCCUGCCUAUCACACACUCGUUCAUACAAAGCUGUGGUCAUCUGUGAGCCCCCCUUGCUGGAGCAGGCCCUCACCCACAUUCCCUCAGGCAGUGACGGGGCAGGUCGAAGUUCCUCCCUGAGGCUUGGUUUCUUAAAGAUACCAGCUUAAAAUAAUCAGUAGCCCAAAAGGCAUAUGCAGGGAGAGGGGCGGGUUGCAAACUCUGCUUCUACCUCACUAUCGAUAUCAGAAAAAGAAACUGUGUCAUGUAUGAAAUAAUUGAUCUGUUUUCCCAGAGCGUGGGCUCUUGCUAUUUUGGUUAGCUCGUGCCGCCGCUGGCAGGAAAACGAACUCUCUUCCCGUGGCUUUCCACAGCGGCAGCCGUGGCUCUGCUCCGGCCUCUGGAGCAGGGCUUCCCACGGCCCCAUGCCGGCUCUGAGGGAGACGCGGGUGGGGUCGGAGGGUCUUCCUUUCCGGCGGUUUCCUAGGUGAUCGGGGCAGAGCGGGGACUGGCCGGGGUUUGAAGACUUUAGAAUAAAGCUUUGUCUCGAAAGUGGUCCCAGCAGCAUGUGGUGAGCUGGAAAAUCAGACUCCAGACUUGGCUCCACAUAUCACAAAAUGGGUGGUCCCGACAAAGUCCCCACCGCUCCGAAGACCACAGGGGACUUCUGCUGGCCUCCUGCUCCGUCCCCAGGACGCAGCCAGUCUGCUCCAGUUGGCGCGGUGCUGGCAACAACCUCAGGGUGACCCACCAGCCCCCAUGUGUCUGGGGACUUUCCUGGUUCGGUUCUGAAAGCCCGGGUCCCGGUCGUGGGCGGAGCCGGGCGGGUGGCUGGACGACCGCUGAACCCCGGAGUUCCUUAUUUCUCAGCCGCCUUCAGGGAGGACAUCAGACACGAGGGGACGUGCCGCGCUGAUAAACGGCCCCGUCCUCAGCCAGAGACUGGCACGGGCCCAGAGGAUGCUCCUCACGCAGCCGGGGUGCGUGCCCGGCCCCGCUUCCACCCCGGCCAGAUGCUCUUCGUCCCCCACCCCCACUGGAGGAGCCCGAGGGACGCCGAGACGGCCCUGUCACGUGGACCAAUGUCCUGGGGGAGGAUUUACAGACAGACGGUGUGAGUCGAAUCACAGGCAGGAAAUUCCAUUUCCAGACCUCAUUGGAAUUCUUUACUGACUCAUUAUAUUCAAAGUACAUUUCCCUUUGCAAAUGGAGCAGAGAAGCCUCUCCAGCCCGAGGCCCAGCCCCCAGGACCCCCAAGGUCAGAGUUAACCUUGGGUUAACCUUGGGCAUGCGAGGGUCAGGUGGGCAGGCAGGACGGCCGACGCCUUUCGAUGGGAGAUCAAUGUCUCGCCGCCUUGGCACAAUCUCGGAUGUCCCUUAGAGGCUGGAUUUUCAUCUUGGAGGCCCUUUUCUCCAGGGUUCGAGUGGCUGCGGUGACGGGCGGGAAGCCGCGAACGCCAGGGAGACGCGCUGCACCUGUGUCCGCCCGCGGCGCUAAGACGACGUCAGGAUGACGGUCACGCCGGACGUGAGGCUAGAGUAUUUGGAGGGCGUGGCGUUCACCAUGCUCAAAUUCAAGCCGGACAAGUGGGGCAAAAUGAUGAGCGUGGAGGAGAACCUGGCCCUGUUCACGGACUUCCUGGAGAAGCCGGACACCUUGGUCCUGGUGCUGACGCUCACCCCGGCCGGCAUGAUCGUGCCCUGCCUGGGCUUCCCGGCCUCCCUCAAGUCCAAGGGGGUCUACUUCGUCAAGAAGAAGCCGAGGAACAUCAGCAAGGACAGCUAUAAGGACCAACUGCUGUACGGGGACCUCAGCCCCACGCCUGUGGACCAGCUGAUAGCCGUCGUGGAGGAGGUCCUCUACUCCCUGUUAAACCAGAGUGAGAACCUGGACGGGUGGCCCUGGGUGGUCUCGGAGGACAUCAUGAAGCAAGUCCACAAGCUGAAGAACGAAAUGUUCGUGAUGGGUGGCAAGAUCAAAGGGAAGACGCUGCUGCCCAUCCCCGAGCACCUGGGCAGUCUGGACGGCACGCUGGAGUCCAUGGAAAGGAUCCCCUCAUCCCUGGACAAUUCGCUGCUGCACGCCAUCGAGACCAUCAUCAUCGACUGGGCCCACCAGGUCAGGGACGUGCUGAGCAAGGACUCGGCCCAGGCCCUGCUCGACGGGCUGCAGCCUCUGCCGCGGGUUGAGUUCGAGUUCUGGGACGCCCGGCUCAUGAACCUCAAGUGCAUCCACGACCAGCUGAACAGGCCCAAAGUGAACAAAAUCGUCGAGAUCCUGGAAAAGGCCAAAAGCUGCUACUGGCCGGCCCUGCAAAACGUGUAUUUGAACGUCACGGAGGGGCUGAAGGAAGCCAACGACAUCGUUCUGUACCUCAUGCCCCUGCGGAUCUUGCUGGAGGAGAUGGAGCAGGCCGACUUCACGAUGCUCCCGACCUUCAUUGCCAAGGUGCUGUACACCAUCUGCUUCAUCUGGGCCACCUCGGAGCACUACAACACGCCCUCCAGGGUCAUCGUCACCCUGCAGGAGUUCUGCAACCAGAUCAUCGAGAUGACGCGGACCUACCUGAGCCCCGAGGAGGUGCUGAAAGGUUUGCAGGGCGAAAUCGAGGAGGUUCUGAACAACAUCUCGCUGUCCGUGAACAUCCUGAAGGAGCUGUACCGGGCCUACGACUUCUGCUGUGCGAACAUGAGGCUGUUCUUUAAGAAAGAAAAGGAGCCAGUGCCCUGGGAAUUCCCGUCCUCCCUGGCCUUCUCCAGGAUGAACGCCUUCUUCCGCCGCGUCCGGACCAUCGAGGACCUUUACAAAACUGCAAUCGAGUUUCUGAAGCUGGAAAAAAUCGAGCUCGGGGGCGCCCGCGGGAACAUCCUGGGGAGCCUGGUCAUGCACAUCUACGAAGAGGUCUUCGAGCUGGUGAAGGUUUUUGCCGACUGCAAAUACGACCCGUUGGACCCGGGAGAUCCAAGUUUCGAUGACGACUACGCUGAUUUUGAGACCAAAAUUCAAGAUCUGGAUAGGAGGCUGGCCACGAUCUUCUGCCAGGCAUUUGAUGACUGCAAUUCCAUCGAGUCCUGUGCAAAGCUCCUGUACAUGUGCGGGGGCCUCCUGGAGCGGCCUCUGAUUCUCGCCGAGGUUGUGCCCAGGUACUCCGUCAUGCUGGAGCUGUUCGACGCCGAGCUGGAUAACACCAAGAUCUUGUACGAUACCCAGAUCGCGGCCUCUGCAGAUGGCAAUAUCCCCCCAAUUCACAAAAACAUGCCCCCCGUGGCCGGGCAGCUGAAGUGGAGCCUAGAGCUGCAGGAGCGGCUGGAGACGCCCAUGAAGGACUUGAAGCGCAUAGACCACCCGGUCAUGUCCAGCACGGAGGCCAAGCUCAUCUACCAGAAAUACGAUGAGAUGAUGGCGCUGCUGAGAGGUUCCCGUGAGAAGACCUUCCAGGACUGGGUGGCCGGAGUGGACCAGGACUGCCACUUCAACCUGGGGCAGCCCCUGAUCCAGAGGGACCACGUCACCAAACUCAUCCGCGUCAACUUCAGCAAGGCGUUGGUGGCAGUCCUGAGAGAGGUCAAGUACUUGAACUUCCAGCAACAAAAGGGGAUCCCUGACAGCGCCGAGAGCCUGUUCUCUAAGCACGAGACCUUCCGCAAGUUCGUGGGCAACUUGGAGCUCGUCGUCGGCUGGUACAACGAGAUCACCACCACGGUGACGGACGUGGAGUUCCCGCUCAUAGAGUCGGAGCUGUCAGCCAUCGACGUCAAGCUACAGGCCGCAGAGACCACGCUGUUCUGGAACAGCGAAGGUGUCUUCGACUAUAUUAAGGAGAUGCGAGAAAUUCUGCAUAACUUGCAGAACAGGAUGCAGAAGACCAAGCAGAACAUAGAGAACAUUUCUCAGGCCAUGAAGGAUUGGUCGUCCAACCCGAUGUUUGAAAGGAAGGACAACAAGAAAGACGCCCUCUUGGACUUGGACGGGAGGCUGGUGACUCUCAACAAGCGCUACACCGUGGUCAAGGACGCCGGCGUGAAGAUCCAGGCCAUGGUCGCGGAAAACGCAGAGCUGUUCAGAGCGGAUACGACGAGCCACUCCUGGAAAGAUUACGUCAACUACAUCGACAACAUGGUGCUAGACGAAUUUGACUAUUUCAUUCAAAACUCUCUGAGUUACCUCAUGAACAACAUGGUUAUGGACGAGAGCGUGGCGCCGCUGUUCGAGAUCCGCAUGGAGCUGGACGAGGCCGGGCUGGUCUUCAACCCGUCCCUGGAGGUGGGCUCCGACCGCAGCUUCCUGGCGCUGGUCGACGGCCUGAUCAACGACAUCUACAAUGCGGCCAAGCUCAUCCCCCGGCUGGCCAAGGGCCGGCUGAACUACAAGUCGGACCUGGAGGACCUGACGGACCUCAUAGAGAUGCGGGAGGAGAUGUCCAGCCUGGUGGUCAGCGCCAUGAAGGAGGCAGAGGAGUACCAGGACUCGUUCGAGAGGUACUCCUACCUGUGGACGGACGACCUCCAGGAGUCCAUGAGGACCUUCCUGACCUACGGGCGCGCCCUCACGCCGGAGGACCUGGAGAUGCACGCGGAGGAGGCCAUCCCCAAGGCGCCGCCCACCCUGGCACAGUUCCAGCAGCAGAUCGACUCCUACGAGAGGCUGUACGAGGAGGUGUCCAGGUGUGAGAACACCAAGGUGUUCAGCGGCUGGUUGCAGUGUGACUGCCGCCCCUUCAAGCAGGCCCUGCUCAGCACCAUCAAGCGCUGGAGCUUCAUGUUCAAGCGCCACCUGAGCAGCCACGUCGUCAGCAGCCUGAACGACCUGGAAACCUUCAUGAACGUCGCCAGGACGGGCUUAAAGAAGCCCCUCAAGGAAGGCGAUUAUGACGGCCUCGUGGAGGUGAUGGGGCAUCUGAUGAAGGUCAAGGAGAGGCAGGUGGCCACCGACACCAUGUUUGAGCCCCUGAAGCAAACCAUCGAGCUGCUCAAGACCUACGGGGAGGAGAUGCCGGAGGAGACGCACACGAAGCUGCAGGAGCUGCCGGAGCAGUGGACAAACACCAAGAAGCUGGCCAUCCAGGUGAAACAGAACGUGGCGCCCCUCCAGGCCAACGAGGUCAACAUCCUGAGGCGGAAGUGCCAGCAGUUCGAGCUCAAGCAGCAUGAGUUCAGGGAGAAGUUCAGGCAGGAAGCCCCGUUCUCCUUCAACGACCCUGACCCCUACAGGUCCCUGAACAAGCAACAAAAGAGCAUCACAGCCAUGGAGAGCAGCAUGGAGGCGCUGUGCAAGUCCGGGAGUCUGUUCGAGGUCACGGUCCCGGACUACAAGCAGCUCAGAGGGAAGGAUCGAGCCCCUGAGAUUCCCAAUGAGGUCGAAAUCGAGAUCGAGGUCGAGGUCAAGGUCAAGGUCGAGGUUCAUUGUUUUGCCCAGAGACAUCCGAUUGCACCACGCAGCCGCGGCCACUUGCGAAGCCCCGAUGCUGGGUGGAGUGAGUGGUCCCUCCUGGCCACGGCCACCUGCGAAGCCCCGAUGCUCGGUGGAGUGAACACCAGCAUCGACGACUGGAAGACCACCAAGUGGAAAGAUAUCAACGUGGAGCAGAUGGACAUCGACUGCAAGAAGUUUGCCAAAGACGUGAGGUCUUUGGACAAGGAGAUGAAAGCCUGGGACGCCUUCGUGGGGCUGGACAACACGGUGAAGAACAUGAUCACGUCCCUGCGUGCCGUGAGCGAGCUGCAGAACCCCGCCAUCCGCAGCCGCCACUGGCAACAGCUCAUGCAGGCCACCCAGGUGAAAUUCGAGAUGUCAGAGGACACCACCCUGGCGGACUUGUUGCAGCUGAACCUCCACAAGUACGAGGACGAGGUCCGCAACAUCGUGGACAAGGCGGUGAAGGAGUCCGGGAUGGAGAAGGUGCUGAAGGCCCUGGACAGCACCUGGUCCACCAUGGAGUUCGAGCACGAGCCGCACCCGCGGACGGGCACCAUGCUGCUCAAGUCAGACGAGGUGCUGGUGGAGACGCUGGAGGACAACCAGGUGCAGCUGCAGAACCUGAUGACGUCCAAGUACCUGUCGCACUUCCUGAAGGAAGUGACGAGCUGGCAGCAGAAGCUGUCCACGGCGGACGCGGUCAUCUCCAUCUGGUUCGAGGUCCAGCGAACGUGGAGCCACCUGGAGAGCAUCUUCGUCGGCUCCGAGGACAUCCGCGCCCAGCUGCCGGAGGACAGCCAGCGCUUUGACCACAUCGACCUGGAGUUCAAGGCCUUGAUGGAAGAUGCCGUGAAGACGCCCAACGUGGUGGAAGCCACCAACAAGCCCGGUCUCUACAACAAGCUGGAGGACCUGAAGAAGAGCCUGGCCGUGUGUGAAAAGGCCUUGGCCGAGUACUUGGAGACGAAGAGACUGGCCUUCCCACGCUUCUACUUCGUCUCCUCGGCCGACCUCCUGGACAUUCUCUCCAACGGAAAUGACCCCGUGGAGGUGAGCCGCCACCUGUCCAAACUCUUCGACAGUCUCUGCAAACUCAAGUUCAGACUCGAUGCCAACGGGAAACCGCUCAAAUUCGGCCUGGGCAUGUACAGCAAGGAGGACGAGUACAUGGACUUUGACCGCGAGUGCGACCUCUCGGGGCAGGUGAGUGCGCGAGCCGGCCACACGCCCUUGACCGGACGCCUCGUACUGUUUGGUCAUCGGCCUCGUCGCCCUGAUGGGUCACCGAGGGCCCCUUUUCAGCAACCAUGUCAGCCACCGGGCAGGCCGACUCCCGCUGGCAGCAAACGUCCCCGCACCCCCAUCCCAUUGCCCAAGUACGGAUCAAGCAACCGGACCGAUUUUGACAUGAGCCCAAGCAAAAUUUGUGCCACGCUCCGGCAUGAGAUUCCCGAGGCCGUGGUGACCUACGAGGAGAAGCCGAGGGAGCAGUGGAUCUUCGACUACCCAGCCCAGGUGGCGCUCACGUGCACGCAGAUCUGGUGGACCACGGAGGUGGGCUUGGCGUUCGCACGGCUGGAGGAAGGCUACGAGAACGCGAUCAAAGACUACAACAAGAAGCAGAUCGGCCAGCUGAACGCCCUGAUCACCCUGCUCAUCGGGAACCUCAGCGCCGGCGACAGGAUGAAGGUUAUGACCAUCUGCACCAUCGACGUACACGCACGAGACGUGGUGGCCAAAAUGAUCAUGGCCAAGGUGGAGAGCUCGCAGGCCUUUACCUGGCAGUCCCAGCUCCGGCACCGCUGGGACGAAGAGAGGAAGCAUUGCUUUGCCAACAUCUGCGACGCCCAGAUCCAGUAUUCCUACGAGUACCUGGGCAACACGCCGCGGCUGGUCAUCACCCCGCUCACCGACAGGUGCUACAUAACCUUGACCCAGUCCCUCCACUUGAUCAUGGGCGGAGCCCCCGCUGGCCCCGCGGGGACCGGCAAGACAGAGACGACCAAGGACCUGGGCCGGGCCCUGGGCACCAUGGUGUACGUCUUCAACUGCUCUGAGCAGAUGGACUACAAGUCCUGCGGAAACAUCUACAAGGGCCUGGCCCAGACGGGAGCCUGGGGCUGCUUCGACGAGUUCAACCGGAUAUCCGUGGAAGUCUUGUCCGUGAUCGCCGUGCAGGUGAAGUGUGUCCAGGACGCCAUUCGGGCCAAGAAGAAGACGUUCAACUUCCUGGGGGAGAUGAUAAGCCUCAUUCCGACCGUCGGCAUCUUUAUCACCAUGAACCCCGGGUACGCGGGGCGCACGGAGCUGCCCGAGAACCUAAAGGCCCUGUUCAGGCCCUGCGCUAUGGUCGUGCCUGACUUUGAACUGAUCUGCGAGAUCAUGCUGGUGGCCGAGGGCUUCCUGGACGCCCGCCUUCUGGCCAGGAAGUUCAUCACACUCUACACCUUGUGCAAAGAGCUGCUCUCCAAGCAGGAUCAUUAUGACUGGGGCCUGCGGGCCAUCAAGUCUGUGCUGGUGGUGGCCGGCUCCCUGAAGAGAGGCGACCCCAGCCGGGCAGAGGACCAGGUGCUCAUGAGGGCCCUGAGGGACUUCAACAUCCCCAAGAUCGUGACCGACGACCUGCCCGUGUUCAUGGGGCUGAUUGGGGACCUCUUCCCGGCCUUGGAUGUGCCUCGGAAACGGGACCUGAACUUUGAAAAGAUCAUCAAGCAGAGCAUCCUGGAGCUCAGGCUGCAGGCGGAGGACAGCUUCGUGCUGAAGGUGGUGCAGCUGGAGGAACUGCUGCACGUGCGCCACUCGGUGUUCGUCAUCGGGAACGCGGGCAGCGGCAAGUCCCAGGUCCUCAAGUCUCUGAACAAGACCUACCAGAACCUGAAGAGGAAGCCAGUCGCGGUGGACCUGGACCCCAAGGCCGUCACCUGCGACGAGCUGUUCGGCAUCAUCAACCCGGCGACCAGGGAAUGGAAAGACGGCCUGUUCUCCACCAUCAUGCGGGACCUGGCCAACAUCACUCACGACGGCCCCAAGUGGAUCGUCCUGGACGGGGAUAUAGACCCCAUGUGGAUCGAGUCUCUCAACACCGUCAUGGAUGACAACAAGGUGCUCACGCUGGCCAGCAACGAGCGCAUCCCCCUGAACCGCACCAUGAGGCUGGUGUUCGAGAUCAGCCACCUGAGGACGGCCACCCCGGCCACCGUCUCCAGAGCCGGCAUCCUCUACAUCAACCCCGCGGACCUCGGAUGGAACCCGGUGGUGAGCAGCUGGCUGGAGCGGCGCAAGGUGCAGUCCGAGAAGGCGAACCUGAUGAUCCUGUUCGACAAGUACCUGCCCAUGUGCCUGGACAAGCUGCGCUUCGGCUUCAAGAAGAUCACGCCCGUGCCCGAGAUCACCAUCAUCCACAUGGUCCUGUACCUGCUCGAGUGCCUCCUCACGGAGAAGAACACGCCGGCCGACUCCCCCAAGGAGCUGUACGAGCUCUACUUCGUGUUCGCCUGCUUCUGGGCCUUCGGCGGGGCCAUGUUCCAGGACCAGCUCGUGGACUAUCGCGUCGAGUUCAGCAAAUGGUGGAUCAAUGAAUUCAAGACGAUUAAGUUCCCCUCGCAGGGGACCAUCUUUGACUACUACCUGGACCCUGACACCAAGAAAUUCCUGCCCUGGACGGACAAGGUGCCCUCCUUUGAGCUGGACCCCGACAUCCCACUGCAGGCCUCGCUGGUGCACACCACAGAAACCAUCCGCAUCCGCUACUUCAUGGACCUGCUCAUGGCGAAGUCGUGGCCCGUGAUGCUGGUGGGGAACGCGGGGACCGGCAAGUCGGUGCUGAUGGGGGACAAGCUGGAGAGCCUGAACACCGACGACUACCUGGUGCAGGCCGUACCCUUCAACUUCUACACGACCUCGGCCAUGCUGCAGGGGGUCCUCGAGAAGCCGCUGGAGAAGAAAUCGGGGAGGAACUACGGGCCGCCAGGCACCAAGAAGCUGAUCUACUUCAUCGACGACAUGAACAUGCCCGAGGUGGACAAGUACGGGACGGUGGCCCCCCACACCCUCAUCCGGCAGCACAUGGACCACAAGCACUGGUAUGACCGGCAGAAGCUGACGCUGAAGGAGGUCCACAACUGCCAGUAUGUGGCCUGCAUGAACCCCACCUCGGGGUCCUUCACCAUCGACCCCCGACUUCAGCGCCACUUCUGCGUGUUUGCCGUGAGUUUCCCGGGCCAGGAGGCCCUCACGACCAUCUACAGCACCAUCCUGUCUCAGCACCUGGCCUAUCGCUCCGCCCCCACGGUGGUUCAGAAGAUGAGCAACCAGCUGGUGGCCUCGGCCCUGGCCCUGCACCAGAAAGUCACAGCCACGUUUCUCCCCACGGCCAUUAAGUUUCAUUACAUCUUCAACCUCAGGGACCUGUCCAACAUUUUCCAGGGGCUCUUGUUCUCCACAGCCGAGAUCCUGAGAACCCCACUGGACCUCGUCCGCCUCUGGCUGCACGAAGCCGAGAGGGUGUAUGGCGACAAAAUGGUCGAUGAGAAGGACCAGGAAACGUUGCGCAGGGUCACCAUGGCGUCCACCAAGAAAUUCUUCGACGACCUUGGCGAUGAGCUCUUAUUCGCCAGACCGAACAUCUUUUGCCACUUCGCUCAAGGGGUCGGCGAGGCCAAAUACCUCCCGGUCACCGACGUGGCUCACCUGAACAAGCUCCUAGUGGACGUCCUGGACAGUUACAACGAGGUCAACGCGGUCAUGAACUUGGUGCUGUUUGAGGACGCCGUGGCACACAUCUGCAGGAUCAACCGAAUCCUGGAGGCCCCCCGUGGGAACGCCCUGCUGGUGGGCGUGGGCGGCAGCGGCAAGCAGAGCCUCUCGCGCCUGGCCGCCUACAUCAGUUCUCUGGAGGUGUUCCAGAUCACCCUCAAGAAGGGCUACGCGGUCCUCGACCUCAAGGCGGACCUGAGCGCUCAGUACAUCAAGUCGGCGGUGAAGAAUGUCCCUUCGGUGUUCCUGAUGACGGACUCCCAGGUGGCCGAGGAGCAGUUCCUGGUGCUGAUCAAUGACCUGCUGGCCUCGGGGGAGAUCCCGGGGCUGUUCGCGGACGACGAGGUGGAGAACAUCAUCUCGUCCAUGCGGCCACAGGUGAAGUCCAUCGGCAUGAACGACACGCGGGAAACCUGCUGGAAAUUCUUCAUCGAGAAAGUGCGCAGGCAGCUCAAGGUGAUCCUGUGCUUCUCCCCCGUGGGCUCCGUCCUGCGUGUGCGGGCGAGGAAGUUCCCAGCCGUGGUCAACUGCACGGCCAUCGACUGGUUCCACGAGUGGCCGGAAGACGCCCUGGUGUCCGUCAGCGCCCGCUUCCUGGAGGAGACCGAGGGGAUCCAGCCAGAAGUGAAGGCCUCCAUCAGCCACUUCAUGGCCUACGUGCACACAACGGUCAACGAGAUGUCCAAGGUGUACUUGGCCACCGAGAGGCGCUACAACUACACCACGCCCAAAACCUUCCUGGAGCAGAUCAAACUCUACCAGAACCUGCUGGCCAAGAAGAGAACGGAGCUGGUCGCCAAAAUCGAGAGGCUGGAGAACGGCCUGAUGAAGCUGCAGAGCACAGCUUCUCAGGUGGACGAUUUAAAAGCCAAGCUGGCGAUUCAGGAGGCUGAGCUGAAGCAGAAGAAUGAGAACGCAGACAAGCUGAUCCAGGUGGUGGGCGUGGAAACCGAGAAGGUCAGCAAGGAGAAGGCCAUUGCCGACGAGGAAGAGAUCAAGGUGGAGGUCAUCAACAAGAAUGUCACUGAGAAGCAAAAGGCUUGUGAGACGGACCUGGCCAAGGCGGAGCCGGCCCUGCUGGCGGCGCAGGAAGCUCUCGACACGCUGAACAAGAACAACCUGACAGAGCUGAAGUCCUUCGGGUCCCCCCCGGACGCCGUGGUCAACGUCACGGCCGCCGUCAUGAUCCUGACCGCACCCGGGGGCAAGAUCCCCAAGGACAAGAGCUGGAAAGCCGCAAAAAUCAUGAUGGGCAAGGUGGACACCUUCCUGGACUCCUUGAAGAGGUUCGACAAGGAGCACAUCCCCGAGGCCUGCCUGAAGGCGUUCAAGCCCUACCAAGGGAACCCGACCUUCGACCCCGAGUUCGUCCGCUCCAAGUCCGCGGCUGCCGCGGGCCUGUGCUCCUGGUGCAUCAACAUCGUCCGCUUCUACGAGGUGUACUGCGACGUGGCCCCCAAGAGGCAGGCCCUGGAGGAGGCCAAUGCCGAGCUGGCAGAGGCGCAGGAGAAGCUGUCCCGGAUCAAAAACAAGAUCGCCGUAAGCGCCAGCAGCACGCCUGUGGCUGCCGUGGCCCGCUCAGUGGCACGGGCGGGGGCGGAGGAGGCCGACGCCACCAACAGGGUGAUCUCGCUGGCCAACAGGCUGGUAGGGGGUUUAGCGUCGGAAAACGUCCGCUGGGCCGAGUCGGUGGAGAACUUCAGGAGCCAGGGUGUCACGCUGUGCGGGGACGUGCUGCUGAUCUCCGCCUUCGUCUCCUACGUGGGCUACUUCACCAAGAAGUACCGCAACGAGCUCAUGGAGAGGUUCUGGAUCCCGUACGUAAACAAGCUGAAGGUCCCCAUCCCCAUCACGGAGGGUCUGGACCCCUUGAGCCUGCUGACCGACGACGCAGACGUGGCCACUUGGAACAACCAGGGGCUCCCCAGCGACCGCAUGUCCACCGAGAAUGCCACCAUCCUGUGCAACACGGAGCGCUGGCCACUCAUCGUGGACGCCCAACUGCAAGGAAUCAAGUGGAUCAAAAACAAAUACGGGAGCGAACUGAAGGCCAUCCGCCUGGGACAGAAGAGCUACCUGGACAUCAUCGAGCAGGCCAUUUCAGAAGGGGACAUCUUGCUCAUCGAGAACAUUGGCGAGACGGUGGACCCUGUGCUGGACCCCCUGCUGGGCAGGAACACGAUCAAGAAGGGGAAGUACAUCAAGAUCGGCGACAAGGAGGUGGAGUACCACCCCAAAUUCCGUCUGAUCAUGCACACCAAGUACUUCAACCCCCACUACAAGCCCGAGAUGCAGGCCCAGUGCUCCCUGAUCAACUUCCUGGUCACCAGGGACGGCCUCGAGGACCAGCUCUUGGCCGCCGUGGUGGCUAAAGAGCGCCCAGAUCUAGAGCAGCUGAAGGCAAACCUCACCAAGUCUCAGAAUGAAUUCAAGAUCGUCCUCAAGGAGCUGGAGGACUCUCUGCUGGCCCGGCUGUCGGCCGCCUCGGGGAACUUCCUGGGAGACACUGCCCUGGUGGAGAACCUGGAGACCACCAAGCACACGGCCAGCGAGAUCGAGGAGAAGGUGCAAGAGGCGAAAGUCACAGAGGUCAAGAUCAACGAGGCACGAGAGAACUACCGGCCCGCGGCGGAGAGGGCCUCCCUGCUCUACUUCAUCCUCAACGACCUCAACAAGAUCAACCCCAUCUACCAGUUCUCCCUCAAGGCCUUCCACGUGGUCUUCGAGAAAGCCAUCCUGAAGACCAGCCCCGCGGACGAGGUCAAGCAGCGGGUCAUCAACCUGACGGACGAGAUCACCUACUCCGUCUACAUGUACACGGCCCGCGGCCUCUUCGAGCGGGACAAGCUCAUCUUCCUGGCGCAGGUGGCGUUCCAGGUCCUGUCCAUGAAGAAGGAGCUGAACCCCGCGGAGCUGGACUUCCUCCUGCGCUUCCCCUUCAAGGCCGGCGUCCUGUCGCCCGUGGACUUCCUGCAGCACCAGGGCUGGGGCGGCAUCAAGGCUCUCUCGGAGAUGGACGAGUUCAAAAACCUGGACAACGACAUCGAAGGGUCCGCUAAGCGGUGGAAAAAGCUCGUGGAGUCGGAAGCCCCAGAGAAGGAAAUCUUCCCCAAGGAGUGGAAGAACAAGACGGCCCUGCAGAAGCUGUGCAUGGUGCGCUGCAUGCGGCCGGACCGCAUGACCUACGCCGUCAAGAACUUCGUGGAGGAGAAGAUGGGCAGCAAGUUCGUGGAGGGCCGCAGCGUGGAGUUCUCCAAGUCCUACGAGGAGAGCAGCCCGUCCACACCCAUCUUCUUCAUCCUCUCCCCGGGGGUCGACCCCCUGAAGGAUGUGGAAGCCCUGGGGAAAAAACUGGGAUUCACCAUCGACAAUGGGAAACUCCAUAACGUGUCCCUGGGACAGGGACAAGAGGUGGUGGCCGAGAACGCGCUGGACGUGGCUGCAGAGAAUGGACACUGGGUCAUUCUGCAGAACAUCCACCUGGUGGCCCGCUGGCUGAGCACCCUGGACAAGAAGGUGGAGCGGUACAGCACGGGCAGCCACGAGGACUACCGCGUGUUCAUCAGCGCCGAGCCCGCCCCCAGCCCCGAGUCCCACAUCAUCCCCCAGGGCAUCCUGGAAAACGCCAUCAAAAUCACCAACGAGCCACCCACGGGCAUGUACGCCAACCUGCACAAGGCCCUGGACCUCUUCACCCAGGACACCCUGGAGAUGUGCACCAAGGAGAUCGAGUUCAAGUGCAUCCUGUUCGCCCUUUGCUACUUCCACGCCGUGGUGGCCGAGAGGCGCAAGUUUGGGGCCCAGGGCUGGAAUAGGUCGUACCCCUUCAACAACGGGGACCUCACCAUCUCCAUCAACGUGCUCUACAACUACCUGGAGGCCAACGCCAAGGUGCCUUGGGACGAUCUCCGCUACCUUUUUGGUGAAAUCAUGUACGGCGGCCACAUCACGGAUGACUGGGACCGCCGGCUCUGCAGGACGUACCUGGUGGAGUACAUCAGGGCGGAGAUGCUGGAGGGAGAGAUCCAGCUGGCCCCGGGGUUCCAGAUCCCCCCCAACCUAGAUUACAAGGGCUACCACGAGUACAUCGACGAGAACCUGCCCCCCGAGAGUCCCUACCUGUACGGCCUGCACCCCAAUGCAGAGAUUGGCUUUUUGACGGUCACCUCGGAGAAGCUGUUCCGCACGGUCUUGGAGAUGCAGCCCAAAGAGAGCGACUCGGGAGCGGGUGCCGGAGUGUCCCGUGAGGAGAAGGUGAAGGCCGUGCUGGAUGAGGUCCUCGAGAAGAUCCCAGAGACAUUCAACAUGGCCGAGAUCAUGGCCAAGGCGGCCGAAAAGACCCCCUACGUGGUGGUCGCCUUCCAAGAAUGUGAACGCAUGAACAUCCUAACCAACGAAAUGCGCCGUUCACUCAAGGAGUUGAACUUGGGGCUGAAGGGGGAACUGACCAUCACGACUGACAUGGAAGACCUCUCCACGGCUCUGUUCUAUGACACCGUGCCCGACACGUGGGUGGCCCGGGCCUACCCCUCCAUGAUGGGCCUGGCGGCCUGGUACGCCGACCUGCUGCUCCGCAUCAGGGAGCUGGAGGCCUGGACGACCGACUUCGCCCUCCCCACCACCGUGUGGCUGGCCGGCUUCUUCAACCCCCAGUCCUUCCUCACGGCCAUCAUGCAGUCCAUGGCCAGGAAGAACGAAUGGCCGCUAGACAAGAUGUGUCUGUCCGUGGAAGUGACCAAGAAGACCCGGGAGGACAUGACUGCGCCCCCGCGAGAGGGCUCCUACGUGUACGGGCUCUUCAUGGAAGGAGCUCGCUGGGACACCCAGACCGGGGUCAUCGCCGAAGCGCGGCUGAAGGAGCUGACGCCAGCCAUGCCCGUCAUCUUCGUCAAGGCCAUCCCUGUGGACCGCAUGGAGACCAAGAACAUGUAUGAGUGUCCUGUGUACAAAACGCGCAUCCGCGGCCCCACCUACGUCUGGACCUUCAACUUGAAGACCAAAGAGAAGGCGGCGAAGUGGGUCCUGGCGGCCGUGGCGCUGCUCCUGCAGGUCUAGAGGCCCCUGGCCCCGACCCCAGCCCUACGCAGCUGCAGACACAGUCAGGAGCCUGCCCGCGGGGAGUGCUGACCCUCACAGGAACUGGGGUCUGCCGCCACCCCCUGAAUAAUCAAGGCACAUCAUAACCGUGUGCGUCCAGACUAGCCGGAGGGUGGGGGGCAGCGUGCAAGCGGGGGCUCGGGCUGGAUUAAAGUGAUGAAGUUACUGAGUUUUGCCAUCUGAUUCACCUGAGUCGCCCUUCAGCUUGGCUCCUGAUGGCCACCAGGGGCCUGCCACAGGCUUGGGGACGAGGGCCCAAUUCCCAGCAGCGGAGGCAAGUGUCCCAGGAACAACCCCAAAUCCUUACCUCCCGCAGGCAGCAUGCAGGGUUAGGGAGCGGCGAUCCCACCCUUUGGCCAACAACCCACUGAGGGGACAGGGCACUCUGGACAGGAGCUGCCACCUCCACGCAGUCCCCUAAAGCAUCACCCCUUCUCUCGAGGACAGAGAACCGUGCUCGAUUCUGGAAGCGCUCCCCACAAAGUGCUCCAGAGGCACCGUCUCCAUGUAGCCAUAGUGCCUCCCCAUCAACUGCCCACUUCCUGAAAUUGCUGAGGACCAGGCACAUGACCAUGGAUUUGGGGACCAGCGUAGAUGUGUGCGUGCUGGGAGGCCACAGGCUUCCACAAAGGACUGCCCGGGCCAUGAGCCCGUUUCCUGGGGCGGCACUGCUGCCUGCCUCCAGCAGCCUAAUUCGCCACGUGGGGCUGGCAGGGGGGCCGGGCCCUGUGGCAGUGCAGGAAACCGAUUCCAAACCAGCGGUCUGCGACGCGGGGACAAGCGCUGCAAGCCUAGCACCCUGUCCCCUGGGCAAGUCCCUCGGCCUGUCUGCUUCAGGCCUCUGAACCUGUGCAGGGGAACAGGACUUAGGAAAACAAUCGUGCCCAACAGGACACGAUUCACAAGCGUGCACAGCCUACUGCACGACGUGGCCAGCGGGGAAGGUCCCUGCUCGUCCCUCCUCACUCCGUGGGCUCCUGCCCCGAGGGCAGAGGUGGCUGCUGUGGUGCUGAUGCCAAGGCCACCCGGGCCUGGUCUGACGGGUAACGGGGGGGUUUCUAUCUGCCACCAGAGUGAGACCAGCGAGCCCCAUGCCACAGUGACACAGGACAUCUUAGCAUCUGAGGCUGGCCCAGGCAUUGGGAUGCAGGCAAGAGGAGGAGCCGGGCUGGGAA
Pteropus alecto (black flying fox) is the source of this 16671-nucleotide messenger RNA. RefSeq names its product dynein axonemal heavy chain 17 (gene DNAH17). NCBI's taxonomy places the organism in Eukaryota, Metazoa, Chordata, Mammalia, Chiroptera, Pteropodidae. The record is from RefSeq and is a predicted model, not a curated record. Gene Ontology annotation, biological process: microtubule-based movement. Gene Ontology annotation, molecular function: dynein light intermediate chain binding; ATP binding; minus-end-directed microtubule motor activity. Gene Ontology annotation, cellular component: dynein complex.